Messenger RNA from Penaeus vannamei (Pacific white shrimp), 1479 nucleotides. The record is from RefSeq and is a predicted model, not a curated record. NCBI's taxonomy places the organism in Eukaryota, Metazoa, Arthropoda, Malacostraca, Decapoda, Penaeidae.
AUGCCGACCAAGACAAAGGGGGAAGUCAAGGAACCUCAUUACCCAAAAACUUCGAACUUCCGGUCUGAAGUCGAGGUCACAGAUAAACUCUCACGAAACUUCAUCAAGGGAUGUGGAGAGGAAGGGAAUCAACAGGAAGCAAAUGUUAAGCUCCUGCCUUUCACGGGCGGCUCUCCGGCCACAAGGCAGGGCCAGAAGGCCAUAGCAAUAACCAUCGUCGCGAACGAUGAAAUGGAGGCCGGACAGGUGGCCCGCACGAGAGACAAAUAUCUGAAACCUUCAAUGGCCGCCAGAUUAAUGGGAAUGGUGCAGUAUUCAAGCGCCCUCCUGCUUUUCACAUGCACUAGUACAAAGAUUCAAACCACUAAAUCACUCCAACAUUACAUAAUUCUGUGCUGGCCUGAGCAGUGCAUCGCCCCCCCCCCCCCUCGGCGGCCCCUGACGAGUAAUCAAUUUAUACGUAGCUACCGUAUUGCACGAGGAAUAUCAACACAAUUCCAUAGCCUUAUUCCAUGCAUUGUUCAGCCAAUUUUGGUACAAGAUCCGUCGUCUCCAGCUUUCCCUUAUGUCAACACGGGAUUAAUAUUCCCAAUUUUUAAAACCUCUUUUUUCUCUCUCUUUUCAGUUAGCUUCGAUCACUUCCAAGUCCUGCGAGCGAUCGGGAAAGGCAGUUUUGGCAAGGUGUGCAUCGUGCAGAAGCGAGACAGCAAGCAGAUGUUCGCCAUGAAAUACAUGAACAAGACGCAGUGUGAGGCGCGGGACGCUCUGAGCAACGUCUUCAGGGAGAUAGAGAUUCUGGCUUCGCUCAGCCACCCCUUCCUGGUCAACCUCUGGUUCAGCUUCCAAGAUGAGGAAGACAUGUUUAUGGUCGUCGAUCUCCUUCUGGGGGGCGACCUGCGCUACCACGUGCAACAGGGCGUGCAAUACACAGACGAGGCAGUGCGGCUCUACAUCCUGGAGGUGGCGGCGGCGCUCCAAUAUCUUCACAAGAGAAGUAUCAUCCAUAGGGAUAUCAAGCCUGACAAUUUGCUGUUAGACGAAGAAGGCCAUGUGCACCUGACUGAUUUCAACAUCGCGACGGUUCUCCGCGACGACCAGCUCGCGACCUCGAUGUCAGGCACCAAACCAUAUAUGGCUCCCGAGGUGUUCGAAUGCGCGGCGGAUACCUGCGACGGCUACAGUUUCCCCGUCGAUUGGUGGUCUCUUGGGGUGACAGCUUAUGAAGUUAGACGGGGAAAGCGCCCCUAUGACAUUCAUUCCAACACGUCACUCCACGAGAUUCGCCUUAUGUUCCUGCAGAACCUAAAGUUCCCCGUCGACUGCCACCCUGGACUCGUGCACCUCAUAUCAAGGCUACUGACCAUAUCGCCCGAGAAGAGAAUCAGCAGCAUAGACGAGAUCCUUGCGCUGCCCUACACUUCCGGCGUCUGCGUGGACACCCUCCUGAAGAAGAAGUAUAAGCCUCCUUUCACGCCUCCG